AGAGCUCCAAUGGCGAACUGGUAGUGUCAGAAAGUGGAACGUUUUUGCAAAAGGAGGGCACUAUUUACGAUAUUACUGCUGAUCAGACGUUGCCGUGAUGGCAUUUUUUCUCGAAUCUGGUUUUCUGACGUAACUACGCGACUGUCAAACCUGUGAAGAUAAGGUCGUCAGGUACAUGUAACACAAGGAUCAUGUGGGUCAGAUUUAGAUGCAGCUUCCAGCGAUUUGGUUGGUCAGUUCUGACCAAUCAGAGAUGUUUGUGUUCGUCAGGCAGUGAGAUUCAAAGUCCUCUGAAUUAUGUUGAUGGGGAGAGGAUAAAUCCCACCAAUCGCAAUGAGCCUGAGAGAUUUGACCUUUUUGCCCCAGCAACAGGUGAAUUGUUGGGACACAUAGUGAGUUCAAGCCCAGAAGAUGUUGAUACUGCCGUGAAAAACUCUGAAAAUGCUUUUAAGAAGUGGUCAUCACUAUCAGGUUCUGAGAGGGGCAAAGUUUUACUUCAAACGGCGCAUAUUAUUCGGGAUCAAGCGGAAGAGCUGUCUCAUGUAGAGGUUUUAAACACCGGGAAGCCGAUAUGGGAGGCGCGAGUGGACAUCCUAGGGUGCGCAGAUGCCGUGGAGUAUUACGGAGGAAUUGCAGCCACAAUAGCCGGUCAGCAUAUUCAGUUGCCCAAUGGAAGUUUUGCUUACACCCGGCGAGAGCCCUUGGGUGUGGUGGGAGCCAUUGGGGCGUGGAACUACCCAUUCCAGAUGGCUGCAUGGAAGUCUGCCCCUGCCUUAGCCUGUGGGAAUACCAUGGUGUUUAAGCCUUCACCUCUCACCCCACUCACGGCCAUUAUGCUGGGGGAGAUCUACACACAGGCGGGACUCCCCGAUGGGUGUUUUAACGUCAUACAGGGUCAAGCCAAUACGGGAACAUGCCUCAGUCAGUACCCAGGGAUCAACAAGAUGACCUUCACAGGAAGUGUACCCACAGGGUCAAAGGUCAUGGAAGCUUGUGCCCAGGGUAUAAAGCCGGUGACCCUGGAGCUGGGGGGAAAGUCGCCCCUGAUCGUGUUUGCCGACUGUGACGUGGAGAACGCUGUUAACGGGGCCAUGUUAGCCAACUUCCUUACACAGGGGCAGGUAUGCUCUAACGGGACACGAGUAUUUGUCGAGGAGCCCAUCUUGGAUCAGUUUCUGACGUUACUAGUGGAGAAGACGAAGAAGCUGAAGAUCGGAGACCCAUGGUCAGAUGACACAGCUGUUGGUGCGAUGAUCAGCCGUGAGCACGCGGAGAAGGUUCUGGGAUAUGUACAGCUGGCUAAGUCAGAGGGUGCCACAGUUCUUUAUGGCGGGGAUCGCGUGACAUUAAAAGAUCCAAAAUUUUCCGAGGGUUAUUUCCUGCGUCCCUGCAUCCUGUCUGGUUGCCAUGACAACAUGAGAGUGGUCCAGGAGGAGAUAUUUGGUAGUGUUGUCUCUGUGUUGAGUUUUGAUUGCGAAGAUGAGGUGGUCAAGCGGGCGAAUGAUACAGAGUUUGGAUUAGCAGGUGGUGUUUUUACAAGGGAUAUUCAGCGAGCUCACAGAGUUGCGGCCCAGUUACAGGCCGGUACCAUCUACAUUAACAACUAUAAUGUGUUCCCAGUAGAAGUGCCAUUUGGAGGUUACAAAAAGUCCGGGCUGGGACGAGAAAAUGGGACAGUAACACUGGACUACUACACACAGGUCAAGAGCGUUUAUGUGGAAAUGAAUAAGGUUGUGUCGCCAUGGUAAUGAGAUGUUGGCAGGAAAUGGGGAACGAAAAUUAAGUCUGUGCUAUGUGAAAAUGAGUGAGGUUGUGUCGCCAUGGUAAUGACCUGUUGGCAGUAAAUAGGGAACAAAAAUUAAGUCUGUGCUAUGUGAAAAUGAAUAAGGUUAUGUUGCCAUGGUAACGAGAUGUUGCCAGUAAAGAGGGAACCAAAAAAGUCUGUGCUACAGAAUUAGUAAUAAUCAGAUCAUCCCAAGUUUGGCUUAGUAUUCGGAAGCUGAAUGUGUGUUUUGGAAGUUAUGGUUGCCGUGGGCCAGAUGACACAUUCUUAUUUCUCCAAAUAAUUGCUGAGAAUUCAAGAUGGUGCUUUUGCUCAACUUGUUUUAUGAAGGGCUGGUAUGAGGUGUGAAUGAGCGUGUUACAUGUGAAUGGAAAUGAAGUGAGAAAAACGUCAGCAACAA
Liolophura sinensis is the source of this 2183-nucleotide messenger RNA. Its product is annotated as 4-trimethylaminobutyraldehyde dehydrogenase-like. The record is from RefSeq and is a predicted model, not a curated record. Gene Ontology annotation, molecular function: oxidoreductase activity, acting on the aldehyde or oxo group of donors, NAD or NADP as acceptor. NCBI's taxonomy places the organism in Eukaryota, Metazoa, Mollusca, Polyplacophora, Chitonida, Chitonidae. The transcript is spliced from 10 exons. Bases 192 to 1748 code for a protein of 518 amino acids.